Molecule: messenger RNA, 916 nt
Organism: Sander lucioperca (pikeperch)
Lineage: Eukaryota; Metazoa; Chordata; Actinopteri; Perciformes; Percidae
Product: scavenger receptor cysteine-rich type 1 protein M130-like
Exons: 3
Coding region: 127-819 (230 amino acids)
Cellular component (GO): membrane
Source: RefSeq, a predicted model, not a curated record
UAUCGCCAUGGCGUUAAUUUUUUUUUUGCUGAAGUCUGUGAUGUUAGGAAGAUGAGUUCUGUUGUUUAUGACCAAAUUCUGUUGGAACUGUGCUGACUCCCGUUUGAAUCACUGAGUUGUUGUUUGAUGACAUCUUUUUAUUUAGUGUCUUUUUUCUCUCUCUCUAUGUUAUCUUCUAUCAUCUCUCCAGACUCUGUCAGGCUGGUGAAUGGGACCAGUCUGUGCUCAGGCAGACUGGAGGUGAAGACUAACCAGUCUACCCAGCGCUGGUCCUCAGUGUGUGAAGCUGACUUUGACCAGCAGGAUGCAGAGGUGGUCUGUAGGGAGCUUAGCUGCGGGCCUCCUUCUGUCCUCCAGGGGGCACUCUAUGGAGAAGUGGAGGCUCCAAUGAGGACCAAAGCAGUCCAGUGUGGAGGCCAUGAGUCUGCUCUCCUGGACUGUAGAAGCUCAGGCUCAGAUAGAAACACCUGCCCGCCUGGAAAAGCUGUUGGACUCACCUGCUCAGAGCCUGAUGCUGUCAGGUUGGUGGGAGGAGCCAGUCGCUGUGCAGGAACACUAGAGGUGAAACGGGAAAAAUGGAGACCAGUUUGCUAUUAUUAUUACUCUCACUGGACCCUGAAGACAUCAGAUGCUGUCUGCAGAGAGUUAGACUGUGGCUCUGCUGUUUCUGUAGGAGAGAUAAAAGAGUCCUCAGAAAGAUCUGUGUGGUUGAUCAGCUCUUUCUGUGUUGAGUCUGGAUCUGCUCUGAGGAAUGUGCAAUAUCACAUUACUCUUCCUCCAUCCAGAAUCUCACCUGCUCAGACUCUGUCAGGCUGGUGAAUGGGACCAGUCUGUGCUCAGGCAGACUGGAGGUGAAGACUAACCAGUCUACCCAGCGCUGGUCCUCAGUGUGUGAAGAUGACUUUGACCAGCAGGA